Ixodes scapularis (black-legged tick) is the source of this 1026-nucleotide messenger RNA. Its product is annotated as mitotic spindle assembly checkpoint protein MAD1. The transcript has 4 exons. The coding region runs from base 1 to 942 and encodes 313 amino acids. NCBI's taxonomy places the organism in Eukaryota, Metazoa, Arthropoda, Arachnida, Ixodida, Ixodidae. The record is from RefSeq and is a predicted model, not a curated record.
AUGCAAUACUCUGGCCAUUGCAGGGAGUAUGAAAAACGACUUCACUAUCGUAACUGCGAACUUCUGAAGUUGAAACAACAGCUGGCAAAUGUUCAGCAGGCUGUGCAAGAACGAGGCAUCCUGGUCGAAAAGGAAGUAGAGUCAGAUGAAAAACUUAGGCAAGUUGAACAAAAACUCCAGGAAAAAGACACAGAAGUUCAGGAGCUCAGACGUAAGUUGGACACCGUCCAGAGUGCUUACAAGAAGGAGCUGGCCCAAGAAAAGAAUCACAGCAAAGACAUUCAGAAGCAGCUGCAUGCACUUUCAGCUGAACAUGAAAUGCUCCAGAAGAAAGUGAGUAGCAAGCAACACAGUCCUCAGACAUUCUUCUUCAAGAAUGCAAACUCCGAGAGCCAGAAUUUUGACAAGGGCAUAGGCUCCUUCCUGACGAACCUCGAUCGAGAGAAAAAAGAGCGGCUGCUUGCCAAACUCCGUGAGAUAGACCUGAGCGGCACCAUCUUCGAAGGCAACAUCAGGCGACCGCAAGCAGCCCGCCGUUUCUCAAUGGACUCCCAGCGGUCCAACUUCACGGUCAAGUCACCCGAUCUGGAGCCAAAGCAAACCCUCUACCAGAGAAGAAUGUUUGGCAGCGAAGGCCACUCCACACAACUUCCAACGUCGUUUGCAGAUAACUGGAGAGCGACACGACGGAUGUCGGACAUCCAUCCUCGGAUCGCGGGAUCUGUCCUUGACAGCAUUUUCGAGAAAGACUCUCUUUCCACGGAGCAAGGGCACGGCGCUGAAAAUGCUUCGAGAAAUGGCUGCCAGAAACUUCAGAAGACACUCACUGCAACCUUCGGGACGAGGGCAGAUGUUUUUGAGACUGAAACGUACGUCUUCACAAAGGAGGAGGAGCCUUCCAGGGACUUGGAGCCCGCGCGUCUUCUACCGUGGGAGCGGUGAACUGUUGAAAUGCUAGUCAUACGCUAGAAGUAGUGUCACAAUAACAGUGGUAGAUCCUCCACCAAGAUUAAAUCAAAAGCAUGA